AUGGCUCUCCUGUUCCCUAUUCUUAUCGCUAUACUCGCCUCCCUGCUUCUGUAUGGGCUGUUCAUCGAGCCCCUUUCAGAUCCGUUACGUCAUCUCCCGUCUCCAGAACAACCACCCUUUUUCAAACGAUUCCUUAGAGAACCAGAUCUUCAUAAGUUGGAACAACGAAUGAGAGAAAUCCCUGAUGAUGGUCUAAUUCGAUAUUAUGGAUUCUGGGGGUUCACGAAGACUCGUCAAAGAAAAGCACUUCGUCCGGCAUUCAAGUUAGAACAUAUUCGUGGCUUGUAUCCUCUUUUUUGGAGCAAGGCGGUGGUCUUUUUGGACAGCCUUAACAAGGAAUUCACAUCGGACGACACUACCGUCAACGUCAGUCCGCUUUUGGGUCGGCAAACCCUCGACAUGAUCGGAGCUGCAGCGUUUGGAUUGGAGUUCCAAGCUGUUCGUCACCCGGAGAGGGAUUUCACCGCCAACUAUUUCAAAGGUUUCAGCACCUCAAGGUUAUCCCAGUUGAAUAUCUUGUUGUCCUUAAUACUGCCAAAUUGGCUUCUCAACCUUAUCCCACUGAAAAAGGUCUAG
Messenger RNA from Rhinocladiella mackenziei CBS 650.93, 576 nucleotides. RefSeq lists its product as uncharacterized. The record is from RefSeq and is a predicted model, not a curated record. Gene Ontology annotation, molecular function: iron ion binding; oxidoreductase activity, acting on paired donors, with incorporation or reduction of molecular oxygen; heme binding. The coding region runs from base 1 to 576 and encodes 191 amino acids. Lineage: Eukaryota; Fungi; Ascomycota; Eurotiomycetes; Chaetothyriales; Herpotrichiellaceae. The transcript is spliced from 2 exons.